UCUGCUGAUUGUUUUCAGAAAGCUAGGGAAGACGCAAAGAGAAAAUAAGAGACAGACACUUUCCUCAGCAACAAAGCAAACAUUGCUAAAACCCGUCCGAUUGUUAAGUUAGUGGGGGAUUUGUACCUUCAGAGCAGGUGGACGUCGUCUUUGUUGAUUCGCCGCGAAGUCGUUGAAGCAGAAGUAGCGUGGUGGAAAUGGCCAACAAAGGUCUGCAGCUUUUGGGAUUCGCCCUGGCCCUUUUGGGUGUAAUUGGACUGAUAAUUGGCACAAUUAUGCCUCAGUGGAAGAUGUCUGCUUAUGUUGGGGACAACAUCAUCACAGCGGUGUCCAUGUAUGAAGGACUGUGGAUGUCCUGUGCGUUCCAGAGCACAGGCCAAAUGCAGUGCAAAGUCUACGACUCAAUCCUGCAGCUCAACAGUGCCCUCCAGGCAACCCGCGCCCUGAUGAUUGUGAGCAUUAUUGUAACAGUGGCCGGCUUGGGCGUAGCUUGCAUGGGAAUGAAGUGCACCAACUGUGGAGGAGAUGACAAAACCAAAAAGGCCAACAUUUCAAUUACUGGUGGUGUUAUCAUCCUGGUCGGAGCUUUGUGUUCUGUUGUUGCCUGCUCCUGGUAUGCUAAUGACAUCAUCAAAGCCUUCUACAACCCUUUCACCCUGUCAAUACAAAGUAAGUAUGAGUUUGGUUCUGCCAUCUUCAUUGCCUGGGCUGGCGCAGCCCUGGCUGUAAUAGGAGGUGGCAUGAUGUCCGCAUCGUGCCGCAGACAAAAAUCUACACCGAAGUAUCCCAUCUCCAGACCUCCCAGCAGCGGCAAGGAAUACGUUUGAACAGGCAGGACUCGGUGUUAGAGGCUGAAGGAACACUUUGACAUUCACCCUAGUCCAACUCAGAGAUUGAAAGGUUGAAAAGAUAUAUCCCAGGAAGUGAUCAGUACCAGUUUUAUUUUAUUUUUUUAAUUUGUCUCUUAGUUUCUUCAGGGAACCUGUGAU
Molecule: messenger RNA, 989 nt
Organism: Micropterus salmoides (largemouth bass)
Lineage: Eukaryota; Metazoa; Chordata; Actinopteri; Centrarchiformes; Centrarchidae
Product: claudin-7-B-like
Exons: 4
Coding region: 198-827 (209 amino acids)
Biological process (GO): bicellular tight junction assembly; cell adhesion
Cellular component (GO): plasma membrane; bicellular tight junction
Molecular function (GO): structural molecule activity
Source: RefSeq, a predicted model, not a curated record